UGGAAAUGCUCCGCCCACUGAGGAGCUGAAGUUCCUUUUUUGUUUUUUGUUUUUGUUUUUGUUUGUGUGUGUGUUUAAUUGGGUGUCAGAACUCGGGACAUGAGUGAAGAUGAAUGAGGAUGUGUUUGAGGUCCAGGAUAGGACGGCAUACCGCUACCUGGUGCAGGAUGAAGAAGAGGACGAGGUGCAGUAUGUGUCUCACAGACACUACGUGAGCCCCUUCGCAGUGCUUUCCAAGCGUUGCAUCUUUCUUAUCUGUGUUUGCGUUUUCUUGCUGCUCAAUCUCGCCAUCUACCUGGGCUACAAAGCCAAUACGCCUCAUCCAGCUAUUGCCCAGGUGUCCACUGACUGUGGAGAGUACCAAGGAACAUAUAAAAAUGGAGCCUUCUCCUUUAAGGGCAUGCCCUAUGCUGCGCCGCCUGUUGGUAAUUUGCGUUGGGCUCCUCCAGCCAAGCCACUGUGUAAAACUAAAGUCUCAGAUGCCCGUCGCUUCGGCAGUAUGUGCUCUCAGGUACAACCAUUAAAAAGCACGGGAAAGAUCAUGGGCCAAGAGGACUGUCUCUUUAUCAAUGUGUGGACGCCGACGCUGCAGUCAGACGCCAAGCUGCCCGUCAUGGUUUGGAUCCAUAGUGGCUACCUGCACAUGUUGAGCGGAGGAGAGAAGACCUACUCACCGACAGAGAAGCUGGCGGCCGACACAGAAAUUGUUUACGUCAGCUUCAACUACAGACUCAAUGCCUUUGGUUUCUUGGCACUUGAGAUUCUGAGAGAAGGUUCUCCAACCAACACCUCAGGGAACUAUGGUUUCAUGGACCAGAUUGCAGCUCUGCACUGGGUCCAGAGAAACAUUCACGUGUUCGGAGGAGAUCCUGGGAAAGUCACCAUAGUGGGACACAGCUCGGGGGGGACCUCAGUGUGGACUCUGAUGAUGUCUCCAUUGGCAAAGGGUCUUUUCCAUGCAGCGGUGGACAUGAGCGGCUGGUCUGUGCUCAACGCCACACUGAAGCAGGCCGAGUCUGCCAACCUUAUCUUCUUGCAAAAGACCGGCUGCGAAGACCUCACCUGCCUACGUCAUCUCUCCGUCCAACAGGUCCUCCAGGCCAUCCCGUGGCAGGAGUAUCCUUUCUGGGCAGCUGAUGACCUUACUGACCUGCCCACCAAAGGACUCUUUGUUGGUCCAGUCAUUGUGGUGGAUGGAUACAUCCUCCAAGAUUUUCCAUUUGAGCUGUGGGAAAAGGGAGGAAACUACAGUGAUGUUCCUUUUAUUAUUGGAACAACCAAACAGGAGGUUGACUUCAGCCCCCCAGCUGUAAAUAUCUCUGCGUGGACCUGGGGAGACUACGCCUGGUUUGUAACAGAAAAGCUUCAGUCCUUUAGUGAAGAUCUUGCCAAAGAUGCAUUAGCACUUUAUCCCAGCUCCGAACACUGUCCCACCAGAGACCGAUGCCCAGAGAGGGCCUACACCACAAUGGUCUCUGACUUGAGGGUCACCUGUCCCAACAACGACCUUGCCAGUAGGGCUGCAGCGGCACUACACAGUCCUGUGUAUCGCUACGUGGUUACGUACACGCCGUCUCGAGCCAUCAACGUAUCCACCAGUCUGUUUUGGUUCCCCAGCCGCUUCUCAUUUCAUGGUCUGGACACAGUGGCUUUCUUCAGAGGGCUGGAGUUCCUGCUGGGAGGUUCUCUCUCCAAUGAGGACAAGAGCUUUCAAGAUCUCAUCACACAUCACCUUGUUAAUUUUAUCAAAAAAGGUAAACUGGAGGACCAGUGGCCAGAGUACCCAUCAGCCACAGCGCUCCUGUCCAGCAACCUGUCAGUGGUGCAGAACUACUCGGCUGAGCGGUGUCAGCUGUGGCAACAGAAUGGACUCUAUGCCUACGCCUGGAUUAACUGAGCCAGCAUCUGUCUGAUGAUUCAUCACUAAACCUUAUUUAUGCCACUGCUUUACUGCAUUGCCUUAAUCGCACUCUAACUCACCAGCUUGUCAAUUUUGCAAAAGGUAAUCCUGAAGUAAAAGCCUCUUUGUAGACAAACAUUUCCAAAAAAUAAUAUUGCAUCAGUUCAACAGAUUGAUGCAUCAAAAAAAUAAAUAAAUAAAUAAAAUAAAAUAAAAUAAAACUUGCAAAUUGAAAAAUGUGUGCAUACAUAAGGGCUCCUUCACACAUAGUGCGAAUGUAUACAACUCAGGGACACUCACGGUGGUAGAGCUCGUAUGAGCGGACCACGAAACAUCGCGCCAACGGGCAGGGGUGCACAAUGCCGGUGCAAUGGUUCGUGCACAUGACGGUGUCUUUCAAGCAGGAACACGAGGUGCACCACAUCGUGC
Molecule: messenger RNA, 2329 nt
Organism: Thalassophryne amazonica
Lineage: Eukaryota; Metazoa; Chordata; Actinopteri; Batrachoidiformes; Batrachoididae
Product: para-nitrobenzyl esterase
Exons: 10
Coding region: 110-1897 (595 amino acids)
Source: RefSeq, a predicted model, not a curated record